Messenger RNA from Manis pentadactyla (Chinese pangolin), 1029 nucleotides. It is a transcript of the gene CDC42EP5, whose product is annotated as CDC42 effector protein 5. The transcript has 4 exons. Bases 401 to 970 code for a protein of 189 amino acids. NCBI's taxonomy places the organism in Eukaryota, Metazoa, Chordata, Mammalia, Pholidota, Manidae. The record is from RefSeq and is a predicted model, not a curated record.
AGCCCGGAGGGGCCCCAGCUUUUCCACCGCUUCUUUCUUGUCCUUUAAAUCCUAGAGGCAAACUUUUGGGGGCUAGGAAAGGCUGGGAGGGGCCUGAACUUAACCCUCUCUGCUCCGGAAGGACUGGGCUGGACUGGGCGGCGGCUCCGCGUCUGUUUGGGCUUCUACCAUGGACCCCGAGAGAGGGGCUGAUACUUAAGUUCCUGGUUCAGGUUCCCAGGACACUUCCUUUGCCAGGUGAGGCCUGGAGGAAGAGGACAGAAGUUGCAGGCCUGGGACUAGGAGGCGGAGGCGGGCUCCCAACCCAGGAGGGGGUCCCAGUUGAGCCCAGCCAGAGAGCGCGCCUGCCCCACUCAGCUAGGACCUUGAGGAGCCUUGGUGUGACGGCCUUUUUCCUGGCAUGACCUCAUUGCACCAAGCACACGACCCAGCCAGAGGGAGGUUAGGGCCUUCUAUUUACGAAGACACCCAGGCUCUGGAAAGUGGAGUGGCUUGCCCCACGGUCUCAGAGAUGCCGGUGCUGAAGCAGCCGGGACCCGCGCAGCCCAAGAAGCGCCCCGAGCGCGGCGCCCUGUCCAUCUCGGCGCCGCUCGGCGACUUCCGGCACACUCUGCACGUGGGGCGCGGCGGCGACGCCUUCGGGGACACGUCGUUCCUGAGCCGCCACGGCGGCGGGCCGCCGCCUGAGCCCCGCUCUCCCCCCGCUGGGACCCCGCGCUCCGUGCCGCCCUCCGCCGUGCCGCAGCCCCCGCCGCCCGCACUCCGCGCGCCCGCUGACCCGCUGCUGUCCUUCCACCUGGAUUUGGGCCCCUCCAUGCUGGAUGCAGUGCUGGGCGUCAUGGACGCGGAGCGCCCGGGGGCCGCCGCCGCCGCCAAGUCCGACUUGGACCUUGGCUCCAGGGCGCAGCACCCCAGGGCCUGCUGUCGCCCCAACGCGGACGUCGAGCUGGAUGACGUCAUCGGCCUGUAGGCACCAGGUUCCCCGCUCCUCUACCCGCAGUUCUUUACACAUAAACGGCCAAGGUCUGC